AUGGCUGUUGCAGCUCCUAGCCGAGACACAGAAGAGACGUAUAAAAAGGUUCUAGCAGAGAACGAAAUCCCUAUCGAUGUCGAGAAAUUCGACGGGUAUAGUCUCUGUUGGAUCGGACCCAGGACGGCCAAGGCCGUUAUUCUGUUCAUGCACGGCGGAGGACUUACUGAUCCAGCCUUCGACGCACAUAUUCAAUUCAACCUCAACGGCUGGAAAGUCAUGAAAGCUAAUAGCCAAGAUGUGUCAAUUGCAGUCCUGGCCUAUGGUAUUGCUCCCAAGACACCAUAUCCCGUCCAAAACCGCCAAGUAGUAGCAACAAUCCAUCACCUCUUGAGAAGCCGACCGGCCGAAGAUAUCACACUCUCAGGGGACUCUAUCGGUGGCAUGUUGACUCUAUCUACGCUCCUUCACCACAAACAUCCGAUUCCCACAGUCCCGGCGCUCACUCUCCCAACGCUAACCUCCCGUUUCCGCGAGAUAUUCAUAGUCUCGCCCGGCUGUAGUGUUAUCACCGACACGAAGUCUAUGCAAGAGAACCUUGGCAAAGACUGGUUGACCCAUGAUAUGAUGAGAAAGGGGCUGGAAACAUUGACGGCAAGUAAGGAGCCUGGGAUCGAGUUUCCGAAUCCGUGGUUUUUGAGCGUCAGUGCGGAGGAGACGUGGUGGAAAGACUUGCCAGUAGGGCACAUGACGAUUACGGUGGGGGGAAACGAGUUGUUUAGGGAUGAAGUUUUGACGGUCGGGGAGAGGAUCAAGAAAUAUCAUGAUCGAGAAGUGACGGUUCUUUGCGAGGAAGGGGGGGUCCAUUGCGGUCCUUUCUUUGCUUUGAUGAUGGGUGCUACGGAUGAUGAUAAAUCCGGUACCAAGCUGUUCAAGCAGUGGUUCCAGGACUUCAAGGCAUAA
Messenger RNA from Lachnellula hyalina, 903 nucleotides. Its product is annotated as putative steryl acetyl hydrolase. The transcript has 6 exons. Bases 1 to 903 code for a protein of 300 amino acids. Gene Ontology annotation, molecular function: hydrolase activity. NCBI's taxonomy places the organism in Eukaryota, Fungi, Ascomycota, Leotiomycetes, Helotiales, Lachnaceae. The record is from RefSeq and is a predicted model, not a curated record.